Molecule: messenger RNA, 1765 nt
Organism: Durotheca rogersii
Lineage: Eukaryota; Fungi; Ascomycota; Sordariomycetes; Xylariales; Xylariaceae
Exons: 1
Coding region: 482-1627 (381 amino acids)
Source: RefSeq, a predicted model, not a curated record
AGGUGCCUGCAAGCACCAGGAUAGUAAGUAGGUUGAUGUGUCUACCUGGUAUGGUGCUGGUAGAAGUGGUGCUACCGGACUCCUCGGACAUGCGCAAUGUGAGAUGAUCAAAGUUCGAGGACAGCCCGGGGUUGGAGUCCUCAAGAUCCUCACAUAAGCACAAUAAGCUUCUGCAGAGCCAGCGGACAGUCGUAAGUGGUAUCAGGUAUGAACCCUCUCGGGCGCGGAGUAGAAACAUAUAUUCUCCCGAGUCAACGCUGUGGAUGCCGCCCAAUCCUCCCAUCCAUUUCCCACCAACAAGCGCAUUUCCUACUACCCUCCUCAUCCCGCAAAUCAAGUAGAUCGCGCCAGAUCAUUGCCAGCACUGCUCCCAAUCAAAUCCCAUCACCGUCGGAAGCAGGUAUAUCGUCGGUUGGGCUACUUUAGAGAACCGCAAGGGACAUUACUGCGGAGGUAGCAACAGCAACGACAACAACCAACGAUGCCUUUCAUCAACUUCGAGACCACCACCCCGACAAAAGCUUUACACAGCUCCAAGAAGAAGCCCAUAAACAUCGAACGGGAGAAGCCAGAGUAUUGCUGCUCCCUGACGGGGAGCGAAGCGAGGUUUGAGGUCAGGCCGGGAAACUUACCCGGUGUGGAUGACCCGUUAGGAGCACCCGUCGCACACGACGAGCGCAUCAAAUCUGGUAGAGAAAACAUGGGAGAGACGACGGGAACGGGGGCUGUUAUCAAACGGCUCUUUCAGCGAAGGAAGACAUUCGAGUCAGAGCCAAAGAAGACAACCCAAGAAGAUAAAGACCAGCCAAACACCAACAUAUCAUCUUAUUUAGAGUGCAAUCCCGACAACACUACACCUCUUGAACGAAUCCAUCCAUCCAUCCCAUACACUCUGGCAUACUACCAUCUCCGCUGGGUGCGAGGUGCAACAUCGCGCGCCGAGCAGAGGGCAAGGGCAGCCGAGCUCAGCUGUUUCGGUGCCGGGGUCGGCCGACCCGGCCUGAAGUUCUGGGCCGUUCCUCGCUGGCACAACGACACCUUUUUCGUCCAGCAGCUGGUCCAAUUCACCCUUACCCCGAAGCGGCGGUAUCCCGUGCCGGGUCGCGAGUUCGGGGGGAUGGCGUGGCCGACGGACAAGAAGUGGUCCUUUAAGCCCUGCCUGCAUAUCAAGCACCAAUUCCUCGGCUGCCGAUUCACAAAGACACACGGACGCUCCGAAGUAAUAAAGGCCAAAUACCGGACGACCGGUAUGAGGAGGAUCUCCGCCACUGAUGAGACGGAGUGGACGAGCGCCGAAGGGACCACCUCCACGGACUGGAACUGCCGGUACUGUUGCACGGACAGUUCGGUGACGAUAGGCAUGGUGGACGGCGAAGUAUUGGUCUCCAUACACGUGUUUAGAAAUCUCGGUAGCGCGCACACCCCUUUUGAUCCCAACUGGCUGGCGGCGCAGCAGCGGGAGGCUAGUAUGAGAGGCAGGACAAACGAGGCCAGGGCCGGCUUAACCCGACAAGCCGUACUCGAGGCGGCGGAACACAGUAAAGAGCACGACCUCAUUCUACCCGAAGGACAGUUAUCCUAUCUACAGAACAGUUAUAAUACGUUUAACCCCUGUUAUCCUCACUAAAUUAUGGGGGUUUCUUAUCGAGGAUCGUGCGAGGACUAGCCUGAUAUAAAAUUUGAGCCAGCGUGAAUAGUUGCAAUUCUUACGUAUUCGCAGUUCAAUCAAGCGUCAGUCCCUGCUCACCCCUUUUCCCGUAGCCUU